Molecule: messenger RNA, 815 nt
Organism: Lotus japonicus
Lineage: Eukaryota; Viridiplantae; Streptophyta; Magnoliopsida; Fabales; Fabaceae
Product: copper-transporting ATPase PAA1, chloroplastic-like
Exons: 5
Coding region: 65-547 (160 amino acids)
Molecular function (GO): metal ion binding
Source: RefSeq, a predicted model, not a curated record
AGAAAGGGUGAGUGUUGCUACUUGCUGUACGAGCUGUGAGGGGUGUAUUGUUGUACUGUCAUCGAUGUCUUCAUCUUCGAUUCCAAUUCCAAUCGCCAUGCAUUCUUCUUCAACUGUGUCUGCCUCUGUGACGGUGACGCAGAUGCGUAUUACACAGACGGCAAAUUUCAAACCUCUGAGCCACCGUUUGGGCAGAGGCUUGCCGCUCAUCCAGCUCCAUCGCCGCCUCAACUAUGGCGCCUCUUUCCGCUGCUCAGCUGCUUCUUCCGGUGGUGGUGACGGCGAUGCUAUCGUUCUCCAUGUUGGGGGGAUGAUGUGUGAGGGUUGUGCAGAUAAUGUCAAAAAACUUCUUCAAAGUCGACCACAAGUGUCAUCUGCUAGUGUAAAUCUAGCAUCUGAGAUAGCAAUAGUUUACCCUGCAUCCGAAGAAAAAACGGCACCAGAUUGGCAAAAGCAAUUAGGAGAGGCACUUGCGGAGCAUUUAACUAACUGUGGUUUCAGUUCUAGCCUUCAAGGUCACCAUAUCAAUGCAAAAGUGGUCGUCUAAGUAAAUGUUAGUCUCUGCGGCCACUUUGAUUAUUGGAGAGCCAUGUUUGUGCUCGAUUGGCCCCGAAUGCUAUAGAAUUUACUGAUGUUCAAUUUAAAAUCAGCAAUCCUGUAGUUGUAACAAAUCUUGUGGAUUCAUACUUCACAUGUGAAGUUGGCUGGGCUGUUGCCUGUUUGUAUAAUACACUGAACUUAUUCUAGGUAGUAUUUCCAUGACGACCGGUUGCUUCAAGAUGUUAAUAAAAUGAAAUGGUAAAAACAUUGUAGAA